Nymphalis io (European peacock) is the source of this 2273-nucleotide messenger RNA. RefSeq lists its product as uncharacterized. The record is from RefSeq and is a predicted model, not a curated record. Lineage: Eukaryota; Metazoa; Arthropoda; Insecta; Lepidoptera; Nymphalidae. The transcript is spliced from 8 exons. The coding region runs from base 313 to 1536 and encodes 407 amino acids.
UCAGGACACACGUGUUCCGGUCUGUAACGCUACACACGUUAUUCUUAACUUUAUAAUAACGAAUGUCGUAUUAAAAUGAUUCUAAAAUAAAAUAUAAACUGAUAAAAUCAUUUAUAACAAUGUUUGAAAAUAUUUUAAUGUGUAUAUAAAUAAUGAAUUCCGGGAAAGUUUUUUAGUAUUGUGUGUUGGUUUUUAUUAUAAUAAUUUCAAUUUAAAAAUGACCUGUGUGAAGAUACCUUGAAUGUGGCUCUCGAGGAAUUAACCUAGUUUCAGUGUUGAGCGAACAGCGACGAUGACCGUCCGCGUUGAAAUAUGGAGAUGAAACGACAUGAUAAGCCGGGCAACUUGUCGCCCGUUAACCCGGCUGUCAAGAAAGACGAGGUAGGCAAGACGUCAAGAUCGAGUAGCAGGACGGAAAAGGAAAUUAAAGCUGACAAGUCACCAAGUGAUGAUGGUUUGAAGAGAGAGCGACGACUGUCCAGAGCUAGUGAAUGUUCGAGGGACACGUUUGAACGACAAGAUUCAAAAUCGACAUCGCUUAGUCCAAAAGUGUCACGAAAAUACUUCACCAACUGGAAACAAGCAUGCGAUAAAACAAAAGAUAAAACCAAGGAGUUGCUGAAAAGAUGGAGGACUUUGCCUGAGGCUGAGGGAGCGGAGGACCAGAUGCAGGCGGCAGGGCAGAGUGAAGAAGAGAAACAUCAUGGAUGGAGUGUACACGUCUGGACGACGUGGGUAAACCGAUGCAGUGAAGAUCUGGAGUGCUUAGACCUAGAAGAAGAACAACCUUUGGCUCAACUAAGUUCUGUGCAAUCAGACAAAAUGACUCUAUUUUUCACCGAGCUUCUCGACCACGACCGCGAUGAUGUCAUCUGUGAUCAGGACUUCGAUAACUUUUUUGAGAAGCUGGCCCACUUCGCCGACUGGUCGACAAACUCGUCCGAGUUUCACAUACUCUUGGAAGUUAAGAGGGAAUUCAUCGAGAAUUUCCUCAAUCCGUUGCCCCCCAAAUGGGCCGAAUUACCAUACUACAGACGAGUUUGCGGACCUGAAGCCGGAGGAAUACCGGGAAGGACGACGCUUGAAGGUUGGUUGGCGCGAUGGGCUUUACAUCUCAAUGGAAUGCGCCGAUUCGUCGAUCUGCCACUUUAUCUACAAUACCUCUGCAAGAUUCUUUUUCACGUUGUAGAUAGAGAAAAUGCAGGAGAAAUAAAGAAGCCAGCGCUCGCCGCGUUUUAUCGCUCCGUGAUCGGACUGCCAGCUAACAGGGUCGAAGAAAUUAUUGAUACUGCUUAUGACAGAAUGACCAGUAAUAGCUACCUAAUCCUCGAUUAUGGUACCUACGUUCACUGUUUCACUAACUGGUUGAUGGGGAAGAAUCCCAACGGUCCGGGGCAAUGGGUGCUCGUUCCGCCGAAGGAUUCCCUGCCACAGCCACCAUUUCCUGUAGACUAUAGCGCUUUAAACACCGAGCCAGCGAAAUUAGAACCUUAUGCUCCUGACAAGAAGACCAAUAGACAUUCAGUCAUUGUAUAGUCAAUUUUUACGGAUAAUAAUAGCAAUACAAUAUAUUAUCUAUAAGACUCAUUACUAAAAUACUAUUAGAAAGACUAAAUAGACAUAGGAUAAGUUGUUUAAUGUGAAAAAUAUUAUAAUGCACAAUUGAUACAAGAAAAAAGUUUAAUCGGCAAAUGACAAAAUAAACCAGAAAAACAAAAUUUAAUUACCUUUAUAUUAAUGAUCGACGAUAUAUUUUUCAUUGAGUAAUUUAUAUUUUGCCUUUUGAAUAUUUAUAAUUUAUUUAUAUUGAUUCUUUUAAUAUUUUAAUGGAAAUAUUAAAAAAAAGUUAUACUACCUAUAAAAAUAUACUAGUUAAAAUACUUACCUAAUACUAAAAGUGUUUUAUGCACUAACUGAACUAGUCGAAUUAACGUAAGAAAUAGAUUAAUGAAGAACAAUUCGCUUGCAUAUAAAAUAAAUCGCUUUACCCUUAACUUGUGCAAUUUGACCAAUUUGACAUUAGGUAUUUAGGAGCUUCAUAGUGUAAUUAAUAAUGUAAAUAAUUAGUCUAAAAAAAGAGGUAUUGUCUUGUAACUUAUAAUUAAUAAGUUACAUUAUAAGCCCACGGUUGCACGACACGGUAAACAAGAACUGCCUUAAAUUUAAGCGUUUUCACAUUUCACAAUACAGCCUUAUUUUAUACCUUAGAUGUAAUUUAUUGUAACUAUUAAUAUAAAUUCACUUGGAUCCACGUAAAUAAAUUAAUCCUUUAU